Molecule: messenger RNA, 433 nt
Organism: Cotesia glomerata
Lineage: Eukaryota; Metazoa; Arthropoda; Insecta; Hymenoptera; Braconidae
Exons: 3
Coding region: 118-339 (73 amino acids)
Source: RefSeq, a predicted model, not a curated record
CAUCAUGCUCAGUAUUCUUUGCUCUUUAGUCUGAGACUGCGUAGCUGUUUUUUUACAAAACAUUCACGGUCGUACCAAUCCAGUCGUGUCUAGUCUAGAUAGUAACUAUCUUUAAACAUGGCUAGAUUAUUUUUCUUCUUCAUCUUAAUUUUUGUUUUCUUCCAUGAAAGUUUGUCAACUUUGGCGACACCUCAGGCUCCUAACUUUCAAUAUUUCGAAAGACCUAAGUAUCGUUAUCCAUAUUAUGACGAAAAUGGACGUGGAAAACUGUUGUACGGAUAUGGUGGACCGGAACUGUUCCAAUACCGCACAUACAGCCCGUUAGAAGGCAUUCAUUAAUUUAUUAAUUUAUAAUUAAAUUAUUUAGAGCAUUAAUGAUUAUAGAUACAGUUCAAAUAAAUAUUAUUAAAUAUAGGAAUUAAUUAAAAUUGAA